GAAUUCAAACUCAUUGAGAGCAGUCCACAAUCAGACUUAAACACAAAAGUUUCAUGAACUUCCCGUACAUUCAAAUUCAGUUCGCAUUGCUUUGCUUCUGGGCAACAACUGCUGUUCAUGCCGAUCCACUGAUAAUAAAUCUUCCAAAUGGCAAACUACGCGGACGCGAUAACGGUGGCUUCUACAGCUACGAAUCUAUACCAUAUGCUGAGCCCCCACUGGGAGAACUUCGAUUUGAGACACCUCAGCCAUACAAUCGGCAGUGGAAUGAGAUCUUCAAUGCUACCGAAGCUCCAGUGCUCUGCAUGCAGUGGAAUCAGUUCAUAGAAGAAGAUGAUAAACUGGCGGGAAGCGAGGAUUGUCUCGUAGUCAGCAUCUAUAGGCCGAAAAACCCAAGUCGUAAGACCUUUCCUGUUGUGGUGAACUUGCAUGGCGGAGCAUUUAUGUUUGGUGGAGCAGCUCCUUACGGACAUAUGGAAUUGAUGGCGAGCGGCAAUGUCAUAGUUGUGAAAAUUAAUUAUCGGGUGGGACCGAUGGGAUUCCUUAGUACCCUUGAUGCGGAUUUGCCAGGAAACAUGGGACUGAAGGAUCAACGCCUGGCGCUUCAAUGGAUCAAGCAGAAUAUAGCUCAAUUUGAUGGCAAUCCAGACAACAUACUUGUAACUGGUCAUUCAGCUGGUGGAGCCUCGGUUCAUUUGCAUAUUUUAAAAGGCGACCUCCAUGAAUUGGCGAAGGUUGCGGUGUCUGUCAGUGGAAACGCUCUAAAUCCAUGGGUCUUCCAAGGUGGAACAGCUCGACGAUCUUUUGAACUGGGCCGCAUUGUAGGAUGUGGGCUAUUAAGCAGCUCCAAACAACUUAAGAAUUGCUUACAAACUAAGGAAGCUGCUCAAAUAGUCCGCGCUCUGAGUCAGAUGUUUGUCCUUGAAUACACGCCAUUUUCUCUGUUCGGACCAGUUGUUGAGCCAGCUGAUUCUAAAGACGCUUUCAUCACCCAGCAUCCCAUUGAUAUAAUCAAAAGUGGCAGAUUCUCACAAGUUCCUUGGCUAACAUCCUACACCAAGGAAGAUGGAGGAUAUACCGCGGCUACUCUGUUGGCAAAACAAUGCAACGGCAUUGAAAUUAUUGAUGAAUUAAAUCGCCGCUGGAAUGAUCUUGCGCCACAUUUCCUAUUCUACCGUGACUCUUUUAAGAGUAUCAAUGAAAUGGAUAUUUACUCACAAAACCUGAGACAACAGUAUCUGGGUAAUCAUAACUUUAGUGUGGAUAAUUACUUAGAUGUGCAGCGCAUCUUUACAGACGAACUUUUUAAGAACGACACUCAACUUGCAAUCAAUAUGCAUCGUAAAUAUGGAAAGAGUCCAGUCUACGGCUUUGUCUACGAUAAUCCCGCAGACACUGGAGUUGGUCAAUGGCUGGCAAAACGCAAUGAUACUUUUCUAGGCACUUUACAUGGUGACGAUUACUUUUUGAUAUUUGGAAAUCGAAUUCGACAGCCUCGCCUCGAUGAGGAUGUAAUAUCAAGGAAUCUAAUUAAGAUGCUAGAAAAUUUUGCUCAGACUGGUGCUUUGAUAUACGACAAAUGUGUGUUUCAAGAUAAUGUUGGACAGAAACAAUUCCAAUUGAUGUCCAUUCAGCGAGAUAAGUGCAUUCAAUUACAACUAGAUGAAUUUCCAUAAGUGUGGACACUUAAAGUUACAAUUUAACAAGUGUUAUAUAUAUUGAAUUAAAAGCAAUGUAUUUUUUGAUG
This is a messenger RNA of Drosophila nasuta, 1747 nucleotides long. RefSeq names its product esterase-5B-like. The record is from RefSeq and is a predicted model, not a curated record. Bases 54 to 1676 code for a protein of 540 amino acids. Lineage: Eukaryota; Metazoa; Arthropoda; Insecta; Diptera; Drosophilidae. The transcript has 2 exons.